AUGCAGUUGGCCCAGGGUAAUGAAAUAAAUGAUGAUCUCACAAUGAUAGCACGCGGCGGUGCUCAGCAGCAGUAUUCCAGUAGUCGUAGCAGAAGCAGUGGUGCACCUGGCGCCGGUAAUUACAACUUGAAUGACCCUUUGUGGACCGAUAUGUGAAUCGUGCAGUAUACGAUCGUGGAUUGGACCACAAUGUGCGUGAAGCAUGGGACCUCGGUUAUACGGGAAAGGGAGUUGUUGUAA
Gongylonema pulchrum is the source of this 240-nucleotide messenger RNA. Lineage: Eukaryota; Metazoa; Nematoda; Chromadorea; Rhabditida; Gongylonematidae. The record is from the annotation of a GenBank genome assembly.